GAGAACUUAUAACAAACACAAAUGAGGAUGAUUAAUAGAACACACCUAAAAACUCCUGGGUUAUUUCUUCAACCCAUUUUCUGGGUUAUUCGUGUUGGGUUAAAAUUAUGGGUUAUUAUUUCAGAGAGUAACCAUUUUCUGGGUUAUGUGUAAUAUUUUGACCCAAUUCCUGGGUUGUUUGGGUUAUUUUCUCUGUCUCUCUCAGCGGAAGUUGGGUGAGUGGAGGCGAGACUGGAUUCGCGUGCGUGUUUUUUGCAUGGAAGACCAAAGGAAACAACGGUUACCAUUUUACACGAUUCUCUUCAUGACAUUGGGGCAUCUUAACACAUCGUCUCCUCCACCAACAGCAGCACCUCUCUUUCACAGGUCUUUUGUGCUGUUAUGGAAUGCUCCUGUUUCCAAAUGCCAAACAUUGAAUAUCCCUCUAGAUUUAUCGAUGUUCCAGGUUGUCACCACACCUUCCAGGGUACGCAAUCAAUCCCUGACCCUGUUCUACCAAAAACGACUUGGGCUUUACCCCUAUGUAGACCUCCACUCCUUGAAGGAGAUUAACGGUGGCAUCCCACAAAGGGGCAACCUGUCUGCUAGUUUGGAGAAAUCUAAGGAAGAGUUUACCCAAUACAUUCUGGACUCAACUGCUGGUCUGGCUGUCAUGGAUUGGGAAGAGUGGCUUCCAACGUUUGACCAGAAUUUGGACAUCAGGGAGAUAUAUAAAGAACUGUCCAUCAACUACACCCUGGAACAGAACGCUUCUCUUAACCUGCAAGAAGCAAGCAGCGAAGCCAAACAACAAUUCCAGAAGGAAGCCAGAGGUUUCAUGGAGGAAACUCUGAAGAUAGGAAUCUAUCAUCGGCCUUUGUACCUUUGGGGCUACUACUUGUACCCAGACUGCAAUAAUAAUCACUUUGAAAGGUCAAAUUAUACAGGUACUUGUUCAGAGAAGACAAAAGAGUUGAACAACAAGCUGCUGUGGCUGUGGGAUGUUAGCACCGCCCUUUACCCCUCAGCAUACCUGCCGGUCUCCGUGAGUGGAAGCAGGAAAGCUGCACUGUUCGUACGUCACCAGGUGCAAGAGGCAAUGAGGGUGGCAGCCCUGCCAAAACACAACCACACUGCACCAGUCUACGUUUACCUACGGCCUCUCCUAAGAGCCCAAAAGGAGCUUUACAUGAAUGAGUUUGACUUGGUCAGCAGUAUUGGAGAGAGUGCAGCUCUGGGGGCUUCUGGGGCAGUGCUGUGGGGGGCUAGUGCUGAUUACAACGACGAGACCUCGUGUGAAGCCUUGUCUACAUACCUGUCGGACACUUUAAACCCCUAUAUCGCCAAUGUCACCUCUGCAGCCCAUUUAUGCAGCAAGAGUCUCUGUCAAGGCAAUGGACGUUGUGUCCGCAAAAACUACGACUCGGACGAUUACCUACACAUUAGUUCAGAAAGCCACCAAAUCCUUAGGAAAGAUGGGAAAUAUGUUGUCACAGGUAGCCCUUCCCCAAGUGAAUUCACUUACUGGGAAAAUAAAUUUACCUGUCAGUGCUAUGAAGACAGAAAUUGCACAGCUACAACACCUUCUUUCUGACAGAAAAUGUUCUAGAAUAAGCUGACAAAUUUAGUGUAUUUGAAAAGAGUAUCAUUCAUUUAGUUACUUUAUAAUUUGUCUUUAAUAAAAAGUGACUGAAUAUAACAAGCAAUAAAAAAAAUUUGCUUUGAGAUAACAGAAAAUCAAUAAGAUCUUUCUUCAUCAUGACCACAACAAUGUAACAUAUGACCAAUUUAUGCAACAAUUUAACAUUAUAUAUUGAACAGUUGUAGACUUCACAGUGUCCGAAUAAUCACAACAUGUUCAUUUUUUUUAACCACUAAUGAUAUUUUCAGAGCACAUGAAUUUGUCAUUCAUUAAAACUGUCAAAUGAUGUCACAGAAUGUCAAAUCAUCACGAUUUUAAACAACUUUUGAUAA
This is a messenger RNA of Pimephales promelas (fathead minnow), 1953 nucleotides long. RefSeq names its product sperm adhesion molecule 1 (gene spam1). Gene Ontology annotation, biological process: carbohydrate metabolic process; hyaluronan catabolic process. Gene Ontology annotation, molecular function: hyalurononglucosaminidase activity. Lineage: Eukaryota; Metazoa; Chordata; Actinopteri; Cypriniformes; Leuciscidae. Gene Ontology annotation, cellular component: acrosomal vesicle. The record is from RefSeq and is a predicted model, not a curated record.